Drosophila nasuta is the source of this 1035-nucleotide messenger RNA. RefSeq lists its product as uncharacterized. The coding region runs from base 164 to 928 and encodes 254 amino acids. The record is from RefSeq and is a predicted model, not a curated record. The transcript is spliced from 2 exons. NCBI's taxonomy places the organism in Eukaryota, Metazoa, Arthropoda, Insecta, Diptera, Drosophilidae.
AUUUAUAAAUGCAAUAUGCAGCCACGCUGGGCUAAUGUUUGCAAAUUUUCGUAAAUCUUUAAGUAAAUAAGUACAUAUUUACUUGAUAAGUAUUUCAAAAUCAAAAUAAAGAGAAGAAAAAGAAAAACUUCAAUUGGUUCGUCAUCAAACACGAACCAUCAACAUGGCAUCAAAUCCGGAGCCCAAACUGAACCCGCGACGUCAAUGGACCAGCCGAGAGUGUGAAAGCAUUCUCAAUUUUAUGCGUCAUCAUCCCUUUGAGCAGCCCACGACUGUGGCGUAUUACAAGAUGAUGACUCAGGAAGUUAAUCCCGAAUUGGAUUAUAUUCUGGUGCGCUGCAAAGUGGCCAACAUGAUCAAAGGCUAUAAGCGCGCCAAAUUGCAAAAGUUGAAGAAUUUUCCAUAUUAUAAGCAGUUCCAGGAAAUAUUCAAGAAGCCAAAGCCAGUGGUGGAACGCUUGAAGCUGAGCCCCAGUCAAUUAGAUGCAAUGACUUUGGAGGAUACCGACGAUAAUGAUGAGGAUAGAAAGUUAUUUCAAUUCCCACAGACGGCAGAAACCUCCGCCCAAAUACACAGCGAACAUAUCAUCGAUCCGGAAAGCAUUGUCGAGAAUCCACAAUGCUCGGAAAUGCUGGAGCAAACAUUAAACCAGGAAUUCGCCCAUUCAGAUAUUAAUCAAGUGCCGUUGCAAAGCAAUACAAUCAACGAUCCCCUCGACUUGAAUGCCCUUCUUAAUACUAAAAAUCCGCAAAGACGAAAGUUCCUGCUUGACCAGGAGGUCAAAAUAAUGGAGCUCAAUCUGCGUGAAAAGGAGCUCCGUUUAAGAUUUUUCGAGGCCAAAACCCAUGGGCAAUUGGUGCGUCUCAAGAUCGAAUCGAAGGAACGCAUCGCUAUGAAGAAACUAGCGCUUAAAUAUGGAAGAGAAUAGAUUUAGACAAAUUUAACUUGUCAUGUUUAUAUCAGGAAUACGUACAUUCUCAUACUUAUUAGUUUAGUCUAGGCAAAUAAAUUCCAUUAAUAUUUUGUUUGAAACGA